Molecule: messenger RNA, 4290 nt
Organism: Acanthochromis polyacanthus (spiny chromis)
Lineage: Eukaryota; Metazoa; Chordata; Actinopteri; Pomacentridae
Exons: 12
Coding region: 1616-2818 (400 amino acids)
Molecular function (GO): ubiquitin-protein transferase activity
Source: RefSeq, a predicted model, not a curated record
UGCUUUGUUGGUGAUUGUGUUUCUUGUGUCUUGUUCUUGGUAACUGCUUUGUGUGGAUGUCUGUUGAAUGCAGUUCCCAUUAGCUAAAGAGCUCUUCUCACUCAAAAGCUCUUUCCUUUUACAAAUAACUGCAGUCUAUAUGUGAUGACAACUCAUGUGUAAUGACUUUGUGAUCUCAUUGUCCUUGAUGGCUAACUUUUACCAGCAUGUAAAUAGUUUUCAAAUAAAGGUCAAUUUCUCUAAGACCAGGAAACAACAGGAAAAUGUUUUUUAUAGGCACUGGUGAGUUUUGAGAUUUCAGGAUAUUUUACUUCCAAAACACAUUUUUUCUCAAACUAAAAAAAGAAAAAUAUUCAAAAUGUACAUUUAGGGUUUGAUUUUUCUAUAAUUUAUAACAAGAUAUCAUAAAUGUAAGAUUUCAGAUAACUUCAAAAACAAGAAAUAAUUCUGUAAAUAGUCAGCUGAGGAAGUUCUGUGGGGAAUCCUAAUAGUUAAAAUGUUUAACUUUAAAAUGUGAUUUACAUCCUAAAAAUGUAGAAUUUUAUAAUACAUAUCUUCAGUCUGUUUUUUACGGUGGCCGACAGGGGCCAACGAUCUGCAACUUACCAAAACUCCUCAGUUUAGGAAAACAGCUUCAAGUACAGAAACGAUGCAAAAUCACAAACUCAAACACAGGUCUAAACGAGGUACAAAAGAGGAUCGUGGUGCAAAUGAAAUAACGUGCUGAAAAAAACAAAACGCGCUGCUGAAAGAGGAACGAUGCAAAGGAGAAAACGAUCUCCAAAUCAAAAAACGAUCUGCAAACUAAAAAACGAUUUCAAAACCAAGAAACGAUCUUCCAAUGAAAAACGCUGCAUUACCGGUCACUACGAACGGAACUGAUCCAAACCAGCAGGGGGUGCUCCCGGCGUAACAGAUGGGAUGGAGAGAGAGACAGGACCGGACAGCUGCCUGAACCAGUGUCUUUGAGUGAACAACUGUGCAUAAAAAUACAACGCGAACGGUAAUGUGACUUUCAUUUGAGUAUAUUUAUUAUGAUUAUGUUUGUAUCACUACAUAUAAUGCUGCACAUACGAGGCGUUUAUUUUAUUGUGUGUUACACCAGACGUUGCAAGGCAGCACAUUAGCCUGAGAAAUAAGCUAAAUUUAUUAGAGAUUCCCUUAUUACAGUUCUCCAUACCUAAAACAUGUCUUUUUUCUUUUGUAGAUGUACUGUCCAUUCUGUGGAUCUGUGCUUGGAGCUUCCGAUGCCUUUUGCUGUGCAUGUGGCAAAAAUAUAACUUUUUUAAAGCAUGUCAAAGUGGAGACACCUGCAAAAUCAACUUGUGCAUCUACUGAUGCACAAGUUGAUUUUGCACAACCCAGCACCAGUGCAGGUAAACAGAUUCAGGAUUUUGUAACACAAAAUGAUUAUAAGUGGGCUUGAAAUGUUCAGAUCAUGUUUUUGUAUACAAAAUCACUUCUAAAUAUCACUAUCUUGGUUCAGUAACUGGCAUUUUAGGUGUACUAAAAUGUCCUACAGAAAGUAAUUUUAUUUAAACAUAAUUAAAUGUAAAGUCAAUAAAAACAUCAGUAUGUAAGUACUUUGUUUUCUUUCCCAGAGGGAAAUUCAAGCAUGGAGAGAUUUAUGCAGUUUAGGGCAGUUAAAGAAAGGGAGAGAAAGUCUUUCUUUUCAAAGAAGCAUCAGGCCUCUCGGAGUGAAAAGACACAGAAAUCUGUGAAGAUUAAUGUUGGAGUUAUGAGGUUGACUGGUGACUCCCUAAAACCUGUAAGAGGGAAAUCACUCCCUCUUGACAUUCAGCCUCAGUGGUCAUCAGAGAAGCUAUUGGCUGCUGCUGUUAAAAAACAGACAGAUUUUAACCAGGACAUGCAAGAUGUUGUCCAUUUUUUGUUGUACCCUGAUGGCAGACAAGUGACAAACAUCCCAGGAACAGAUGAGCCUUUCACUGUCCAGAAGUACAAGGACGCAAUAGGGAAGGCGUACCAGAAAAUAACACUAUACAUAUGCACUGCAGAGGAUUUUGAAACCAGUUGUUGUACUGGGCAGUCUUCUAGUGAUGACAGUGUGGUCCAUGUCAACUUGCCGUCUGUGGAAACGGAUCUCUCUGACACUGUAGUCUGGGACAUUCCAGAUAACGUGAGCACCCCAAAAAUGGGAGACCUUUUGCAGGGACCCUCCACAUGCCAACAACCAGAAUCUCAUCAAGAUGGACGGCAGCCAACUGCUAAGGAACAGAAUCUAAAUACCUGCUAUAGCAUGUACACCAGUGUGUAUGCACCUGUAGUUAUCGACAGUGAGUCUGACACAGAUGACUACAUCAAUUACCCUGCAGUGGAAAGUCCACAGGGUUUGAGUGCAGAAGACAUUGUUUCAGAACUGGCCUCCAAAAUAAACAAUACAUCAUACAACAGGUUCAACAUCAACAGGGCAAAUAUAUGGGAUGGGGCACUCAGAGGCUUUAAGCGACCAUCUUUUGACCCAUCACAUGAAAUUUUGGUUAAAUGCACUGAUGAUGAGGGGCAUACAGAGGAUGCAGUGGACACUGGUGGUCCCAAACGGGAGUUCCUCACCCUGCUGAUGGACUGCCUUAGAUCAAGGAGAAUCUUUGAUGAUCCUGAGGAUAGGAAAUUUCUCACAUUCGACUGUGCAGCUGCCAGAGAUGACGAAUAUUUUUAUGUUGGGAGGAUGAUCGCUACAUCAAUAGUACAUGGCGGUCCAGGCCCUAAAUUCUUGUCAGAAAUGCUCUACGACCACCUCACGGAAAAUCAACUGUUGAUACUGAAGCAAGGGUUGAGGACAUCACAGAUGAUACCAUGAGGGCUUCCUUGCUUGAGAUUUCCGCUGCAGCAACACUGGAUGAACUGCAUGCAGUUGUCGACAAACAUUCAAGUCUGUUGCAGACAGCUGGUUGUCUUCGGUACCCGAAGGUUGUGUUGGACAAGAAGAUAAUAACUAAGGACUUCAUGCAGUGGUACUUCAUUUACAGGAACCAUUUCUCAAUACAGAGGUUCAAGGAUGGGCUUUCAGCACUUAAUGUGACUCAUGCUUUGGAGCAGCAUGCAUCCAUAUUCAAGGCAUUUAUGUGCUCAAGUGUUGAACGACUAACAGCCACAACACUGGAGAAUCUUUUCGAGGUUCAACUAAGUGAACAAGGCACCACAAGACGCCAAGAGGAGACCAGAGCACUCGCAUUCUGGAGAGACUAUCUCCCCGAUACAGAAGAUAAACAAACAGGACUUUCCCUCGCUGAUAUCCUGAUGUUCGCCACAGGACUCAGUUCACUGCCCCCAUCUGGGUUUAACCCAAGACCAAAGCUGGUCUUUCAAAGGGUGUCUCGCUUCCCAUGCAGCAGAACCUGUGCCAACACAAUGGAAAUUCCACUCUCAAUGACAUAUGAAGAGUUUCAAAAGGACAUGGACUUUGGAAUAAAAAAUGCACCUGGUUUUGGACUGUACUAAUUUUUUUUGGUUCUAACAAACUGUUAGGUUGACCUUCAGUGUCUAUAGUUCAACAGUUAGUACCUGUAUUUCCAGUGUGGUUACAAAUCAGCCAGGUUCUUCAAUGUCAUAUAGAGUUCCACGCAGGACUCCCAGGUAAGUGGAUGCAUCAUCCCACUUUGACUCUGUAGAUCCUCAAAGCGUGACUGGAGAUGGUGAUCUCCACAUGUACUGUGUAUGGCCUCAGUCUGAAAUGGCUGCAGUUCCUAACCCACACUCAGUUGCACCAAACCUGGAAAUGAAAAUAUGUUGUAAGUCUUAGUGUUACAUGUUAGGGUUAAGGUAACGAGGACUAACGAGCUUGGACUCAGACUUUUACUUUUUCUACUAUUAUGUAAGUGCAACAAUUUUUCACAUAUUUUGAUAAUGCUGUUCAUUGUUAUGUUUUAUACUGUUAUUUCAGGGAAGAUAAAGUUAAAUACUGAAAACAAACCUGUGAGGUCGGUUGUAUAUGACCUCUGGUUUACCCGAAGGACAACGAGACAGUUUGACAGGUCUGAUUGUAUGAGUGUUCCACUUUUUUCUACAUUCAUCAAGGUCACGUUGUAGAACAUCCAUAAACACAAAUCGCAGGAGGCAUGUGUGCUCAUGACUACCAUUGUAGAGAUUUGUUUCUCUCAAAUCAUUCAGAAGGUCCAUCCAAAAUUGUGACCUGAAGACACAAGCUGAAAUGAGUUUGAUACAUUUCAUGUAAUGUUUUUGGAUACUAGUGAUUCAAUCUAAAAUGUUUUAAUCACAUGAAAAAUAUAAUUUGUUGUUCAUCAAAAAACAAUAAACAUGCAAGAACCAUAA